Bemisia tabaci is the source of this 2900-nucleotide messenger RNA. NCBI's taxonomy places the organism in Eukaryota, Metazoa, Arthropoda, Insecta, Hemiptera, Aleyrodidae. The record is from RefSeq and is a predicted model, not a curated record.
UCGGGAAUCCAUGCGUGUUUUGUAGGUUAAAUUGUGAAUUCUUGUGGUUUUCUGUGCAGUGCGAUUUUUUUUGGACGAUCUUCACAAAAAAAUAGCUCUCAGAUGGGUUUUAUUACUUAUUUGAAUUCUAAUCAAAGUGGCUGCAAAAAAAGCCUGUGUCGUGAUUCAGACUCAUCACUGUCGAGUGAAGAACCAAAGUGAAGAACUUCUGUAGUGAUAACAAAGAUAAUAUUCAGUGUUAUCAGCUAAUAUUUAAGUGCAAAAGUUGUGAGAGAUCAUCUGGAGAGUCCAUCAUAUUUGCUAUGACAAUUACUGAAUAUGUGGCGACUUUGGGUGACAACCCAUAUUUUGGAGCAGGUGCUGGACUCUUUGGAAUCGGUGCAGUAACUGCUAUUGCACGCAAAGGAUGGCAGGGUGCUCUUAUAUUGUUCAGGAGACACUAUAUGAUGACUUUAGAAGUACCAUGUCGUGAUAAGAGUUAUCACUGGCUUCUGGAAUGGAUCACAGCAAAAGGCGCUAAGAAAACGCAGCAUCUCAGCGUUCAAACAACCUUUCAACAACACGACUCUGGGCGAAUCAAAACUAACUAUGACUUCAUUCCCAGCACAGGAACUCACUUUUUCAAUUAUAAAGGGAGCUGGAUUAGAGUUGAAAGAGUCCGAGAACAACACACCCUUGAUAUCCAUGCAGGUAUACCUUGGGAAUCCGUCACUUUGACUGCCUUUGGAAGGAACAAAGCCUUAUUCUACGGUAUUUUAGAGGAGGCAAGACAUAUUGCCCUCGAAAAGCAAGAGGGACAAACUAUAGUUUACACAGCUGUGGGCCCAGAGUGGCGUCAGUUCGGCCACCCUCGCAAAAGGAGACCCAUUACCUCUGUGGUCCUCGAUGAAGGGGUCUCCGAGAGGAUUGUUAGUGAUGUCAAAGAGUUCAUCAGCAACUCUGAAUGGUACAGCCAAAGAGGAGUGCCAUACCGCAGAGGGUACUUAUUAUAUGGUCCACCUGGUUGUGGAAAGUCAUCUUUCAUCACAGCGUUAGCUGGUGAACUUGAGUACGGAAUCUGCGUCUUGAAUCUAAGUGAUCGCAGUCUCUCUGAUGACAGACUUGGCCAUCUUUUAUGCACAACACCAGAAAAUUGUAUCAUACUUUUAGAAGAUAUUGAUGCUGCCUUUGUCAGCAGGUCAGAAUCAAAACAAACAGCAACUGCAUUUGAGGGACUGAAUAGGGUCACACUCAGUGGCCUCCUGAAUUGUUUGGAUGGAGUGAUUUCCGCUGAGGCAAGGAUUUUAUUUAUGACUACAAAUUACUUGGACCGGUUAGACUCGGCUCUGAUCAGACCUGGUCGUGUAGAUCUCAAAGAAUUUGUUGGAAAUUGUUCUCGUAGUCAGCUGGUUAAGAUGUACAAGAACUUCUUUGGCCCACUUGAUGAUGAAAACGCUAAUUUAUUUGCUGAGGCUGUCCUGAAACUUAACAAGGUUGUCAGUCCAGCUCAAAUUCAAGGAUAUUUUAUGCUACAUAAAUCUGAAACCCCUAGUCAAAUAGUCGAAAAUGUACCAAAAAUAUGGGAAGAGAACCGGUAGUAGCAAUUUAAUCAUUGAUUUUUUAAAGAAAAUAAAACAACAUUCAACAUGAGACUUCAAUGAGAUAUUUUACAACAAGAUACACUUGCUGUAAUUGAGUGAAAGCAUCUUCAAUAAUAGUUUUCUAGAACUGUUUGAAAUUUUUGAGGAUCACUUCAAAACAUACAUCAUCAAGAGGUGCCUCUGUUGUCUUAUAAGGGCGGUGGAACUCCCAAACAACGUACAUUGGUUAGCGACAUUGCAGACCUGUCAUACUUUAUUUUUUAAAUGGAAAACUACUCUUAAGUCAAUGUUUAGAAGUUUCGUGAUUUUUCUUUGCUGUGCAAAAAAAAUUCUGUGAAAACCUCAAGGAAUGAUGUCAUUUUUUUUUCUCAUUCAAAGGCACAAAAUGGGAGCAGAGUUUUACAACCCUCAAAUGAGAUGCAUGGUAUAAGAGGUUCCCGGUCACAAAUCUUGUUAUAGGCAGAGCUGAUUCACAGAGAAAGAAUAAAAGACUAUAGCAAGUUAGCUUGCAAUGCCCCUGCGCACAACUUUGAUAUUCAGUAAACAUUAAAGUAGUGUAACAAAAUUUUACCUGAUAUAACUUGUAAAUUUUGCAGUAACGACGACACCAUAGAAAAAAUUUGUUACCACAAAAUUGCGUAAAACCACAAUGCAUAGAAUACCAAAAAAUUCUGCGCAGACUAAAUUUCAAGAUUUUUUUAACCUGAUGUCCCUUACCAAUUAAGAUGAGCUCUUAAAAUGAAACUUUGAUUGUGCCAAUCUCGAAAAAAGCGGGUAGGAAAAGUCAUCAAGUGGGAAAAUGUAAAUGAUUGAGGAGCUACGUCAACUCAGUUCAAAUAAAUACUCCGUGCUUCGACUCAGCAACAGUGCCACUUCUCCGUAAAUCACAUGAUAAAUUGGUGAAAAACGCGUGUUUCAGGCUCAAUUUUCUCAAGAUUGGCCCCUAGACUGUUUGAUUUUUCAAGCUCAUCUCACUCAGAAGAUUCUAUGGAACAGCACAUAAAAAAACUCGAAAUUUAAUCAUUGCCGAAUUAAAUGGUGUUCCGUUUUUACUUGACUCUUAACGUUAACUCUUGAUCACCUUCUCUUUUUUUCUUUAUGAAGUCAACUUUUCAUGUUCCUUAUCUAAAUAUUUUUCAAAAGUGUUUAAAGGGAAACGUUUUGAAUUUUAAGUUGCAGCUUAUAACUUCUAGCCAUAGGUUAAAAUUCGUGACAAUAUCUGUCAAAACUGAUGUUCACCAUUAUUUUUCAGUGCAACUAAUUUGUUUGUUUCUUUAUAAUAAGAAUAAUAAAGGUCAAAAAUUUAUCUCUCCAAUUUUA